Mycotypha africana is the source of this 1028-nucleotide messenger RNA. RefSeq lists its product as uncharacterized. Lineage: Eukaryota; Fungi; Mucoromycota; Mucoromycetes; Mucorales; Mycotyphaceae. Bases 123 to 911 code for a protein of 262 amino acids. The transcript has a single exon. The record is from RefSeq and is a predicted model, not a curated record.
GUUUGAACCUCUCUUUUACGAGUUUGCUGCAAGAUAGGUAUAUCGUUGAAACAGGAGAGUUUUAUUAUUCUUCCUCCCGCAGAAGUAUUACGGAUAGCAUUUUGAGAACUGGUGGAUCGAAAAUGAGAUCUCAUAUAUUCAAUGAUUCUCGAGAAAGCUUACUGCCUCGUCGCAAUGCAACUGAACUCACAUGUAUCAAGAUACAUGUUGAAGAGGCUAUUCAGUCUUUUGGCGAAAAUUGCCCACAUUUAGAAGAAGUGAUAGUACGGCACUGUGAGUGGGUAACUGCACGUAUCAUUUGGCUGUUUGCAAAACAUUGUUCCAAUUUGGUUAAAUUAGAUGCCAGAGGAGCGGCAAGAUGUGCGGUGAAAAGGUUAACGUCUCGCGUCUUGGAAGCCUCACCUCCUGUCAUGGAUUCAAUAGGAACCAUCGAUGCUACGGAGCCUGAAGUAGCUUUACGUCACCCAUUUAACAACUUUAUUCUAGUCGAGGCGGUGGAAAUACUUGAAGAACAACAGGGUAUAGAUUGGCCUGAUUUGAGAUACGAAUCUAGACCUGGAAACGAUUCCUUCAACAGCAAUACAUUUGGUUAUAUUGUUGUUCAUAACAAAAACGCGCUAGAUAUUAUUAGAAGUCGCCAUAUAUCGCCCGAAAGCAUACAAACUUUGACUCCUGCCACUGUUUUUCGUGCCAACAAAGAAACCGGUGGAUUUGAUGUGUUACAAAUGAGUUUUAAAUACUCUGAUUUGCUAAAAUACCGCAUAGCGCCGGUUUCGCAAGUUCCCAAGGUUUAUCGUAACCAGUUCCAUAACCAUACGUCUUUAAAGCAUAUCAUUUUUGAAAUUCUCAAAACCGCAAAGCAAGCAUGCGUAACCGAUUUGUCUUGGUUCAAAGAUGAAUCCGAGGAUUAGCAAAAUUUUCAUUUAUCUCACAUAGUGCGAUCAAAACAUAUCCUAUUCCCUUCACAAUUGCUUUGAAGCUCUCUACAGAUGCCUAGAAGCAACUAUACCUCUUUUUUUUUUUUUUUU